AUGUUCAAGGCCCGAUUGAUGUUUGAUGGAGAGUUUGAAGGACUCGGUGCCAUCGCAGCCACCAACACAGUUGUAGUGCCUAAACCCAUCAAAGUGUUGGACAACCCUGAUGGAGGAGCCUGCUUGGUCACCAGCCACAUGGAUAUGAAAAUGUUAAACAAACAUUCAGCAGAACUUGGGGACAGAAUGGCUAGACUUCAUCUACACAACAAAGUUCUCAGAGAUGCAAAUGACCCAAGACAUUUGACCACGUUUGGUUUUCACAAAACCACAUUUCACCGUUUAACUCCUCAAGAUAAUACUUGGAAAAAUGACUGGGUGACAUUUUUCAUCCAAAACCGGCUUGAACCUCUGUUCAGCAUUGUAGAAGAGAAAAAUGAUGUUGAAGCAAUCCAGUUGUGGUUGAGACUUAAAGAAAAAAUUCCAUCUUUUUUUGAGGGAAUUGAGGUAAAUCCUUCCAUUGUCCAUGGAGACUUUUGGGGUGGUAACGUUGGGGAAACAUCAACUCACCCAGUGAUAUUUGAUCUUGCCUCUGUAUUCUAUGGUCAUCAUGAGUACGACGUUGCUGUUUCUGUGCUUUGGGGUGGGUUUACAUCAAUUUUUUAUGAUGCCUAUCACAAAAUGAUUCCAAAAUCCCCAAGAUUUAAAGAACGACAAAAACUCUACCAGUUACAUCAAUUCCUACACCAUUGGAUCUUUAUGAAAGACUUAUAUAGAAAACAAGUCAUUGCCAUCAUGAAGAAUGUUCUUCAGAAAUCAUCGUAG
This is a messenger RNA of Macrosteles quadrilineatus (aster leafhopper), 765 nucleotides long. Its product is annotated as ketosamine-3-kinase-like. NCBI's taxonomy places the organism in Eukaryota, Metazoa, Arthropoda, Insecta, Hemiptera, Cicadellidae. The record is from RefSeq and is a predicted model, not a curated record. The coding region runs from base 1 to 765 and encodes 254 amino acids. The transcript has 6 exons.